CAGGUGGACUCCUCCCCCCACCUCGUUGCCCCCGAGAUCUCAGUCCUCCCCAAGUCCUCCUCCGCCGCUUCCUCCUUUCCAGGACCGACCCCCUCGCUGACGUCAUCACCAGCUCAUCCGACUCCAUGACGACAAGAGAGCGAAUCAGACGUCACUAUCGGAUUCUCACCAGCCUGAAGAGUAGGAGCAAUGAAGAGGCUCCUCCUCCUCCUGAAGAUCCCGCCCCCUCUCAGAUGGAGGUGCAUGAGAGCAAUGAUGUCAUCAGGAUGAACGAUGAGGAGGAGGAGGAACAAGGGGAGGAGAGGGAGGAAGAAGAGGAAGAGGAGGAGAGCGAGGUCUUCCUGGCUCUGUCUGAAUCCUCAUCCAGCUCCACAGGAAGUGUUGCCCUUGACGACGACCUGGCCGAACUCGAGGAGGCGGAGUCAGAGAGUGAACAGGAAGUGACUUGCAGAGCAGCAGCAGAGUCCCUCCUCCUGCCGCAGGAAGCGGACCAGAGGGGGUCUGAGGACAAGAGGGGGUCUGAGGACCAGAGGGGGUCUGAGGAGGAGGUCUUCGCUCAGGAUUAUCUCCUCAGAGUGUGUGAUGCGGUGCAGGGGUCACAGGGCCUCUCAGAGCAGCUGCUGCAGGUGCUGGAUCAGUUCUCGGCAGCGGGGCCCCUGGGGUCCCCGAAGGCUCUGUAUGACGGCCUGAGCUGUGUGCUGCAGCCGUGGCCUCAGCUGCUCAGAGACUUCGCCGCCUUCCUGAACCAAGGACAGGCCCGCCGCUGCGGACUGCUGCCGGAGCAGCAGCUGUUUGAACGCAGUCGGCGGUUUCUGAGGCGACUGGGGCAGAGCCUGGGAGAAGGCUCCGCCCCUUACCAGCAGGUGGUGUCGGUGCUGCAAGGAAGCGCCGCCCCCCCACCCGAUGACAUGGACAAGGUCUCCUCGCUCCUCAAACGCCACCCGGGCCUGCAGGAGGAAUUCUGGGAGUUUUUCCAGCAGCUUCACGGCCAGUCGUCACCCGUAGCAACCAGCUCCGAGACCGCGGAGAGGGACUGCGUUUCCCAGAAUCCUCCUGAUGGGAACGGGAAGAGAGUCGACCGCCAGGCGUCUGAAGAGUGCGAGACAGGAAGUGACCGAGAGGAAGGGGCGGAGUCAGAGCGACCGGUCUGCGCCAAAAACAUCUCGAUGACGUCAACCGGAGAGAAAGUCGUCGUAUGGACCCGGGAGGCGGACCGCGCCAUCCUGACCGCCUGUCAGCAGAGAGGAGCCAAUCGGAAAACGUUCAGACGUGUCUCCGCCCAGCUGGGGAACAAGACCGCCCAGCAGGUGAGUCUCCGUUUCCACGACCUGAUGAAUCUUUUCCACUCCGCCUUCCAAAAGUCCUCGGAGAGCCGGCCAGUCGGCACGCAGGAAGCAGCCCUGGGCUAGUUCCUCUGACCUUCUGCCGGUGUUGGGACGGCAGCUGAUCAGGAUCCAGUUCUCCGGAGCUCCGCUGUUCACUAAAGCUGGUCUCCCUUCGCUCUGGGUUCUCCAGAGAUCCAGAAGAACAUCCGGAUCUGUAGAAUCCGUCAGGACUCUAGAGCUCUCGAUGUGAUCUAGAACGAUGGUCGGCCUUCGUAUUUAAUGAUUAUUUAUUUUUGAUUGAGCUGAUGUCACAGAGACCCCGCCCGCUGUGGCAGGGGACGUGGCCUCUGUGAUGUCACAGCGAGGUCAGAAACAAGAAGGAAACACUAAAAGAAACGAAGUGACGAGAAGCUGAACUCUUCUUCUGCUGCUUUGAACUUCCUGCCUUUAGUUUUCUCACACCUGAUGGAACACCAGAUCGGGUUCUGCAAGGCCCCCCUGCUGAGAACCAGAGACGCUGCUGGUCCUGUGGAGCGCCACGUGAACUCUGCGUUUCCCUUCACAUUUUCAAACAUCAAACUUUUGCACUGAAAAUGAAAACGGAUGUUAUUCUUUCUGCAGCUGUAAAUCUGUUUCUGUUCGGAGGUUUAGUCUUCCCAUGAUGCACCACCUGAUCCAUCCCAUGGUUCCCAGCGGACUUAUGUUCGUGACGUUCCGUCAAGCUUUUUAUAGGAAAUGUUUGUUUAUUCAUAUUGAAUAUGAAUGGAUGAAGGUCGACUGCUUCAAUAAAACAUUUUUACGUUUUUCA
Messenger RNA from Micropterus salmoides (largemouth bass), 2133 nucleotides. Its product is annotated as GON-4-like protein. Gene Ontology annotation, molecular function: transcription coregulator activity. Lineage: Eukaryota; Metazoa; Chordata; Actinopteri; Centrarchiformes; Centrarchidae. The transcript has 7 exons. Gene Ontology annotation, cellular component: nucleus. Gene Ontology annotation, biological process: regulation of DNA-templated transcription. The record is from RefSeq and is a predicted model, not a curated record. The coding region runs from base 126 to 1409 and encodes 427 amino acids.